GAUCAUCCUUAGAGGCACAUAGUAGCCUCACAGGCAUUUUUCAGCAGGUAGUAAUGACUCUCUACAGCUUUCCUGGAGGUGCUGUGUAUAUUGACGACUUUAAAACAAGACUGAUAAGAAUAAAAGAAACUGUGUGCAGGAUCACUUCACGUUUUUAAAUUAAACAUUGUUGCCUUUUGGUCCUGUGUCAAGCAGCUUCUGCAUUUGCUUCAAUGAGGAAAUAGUGGUGAUAAGAACAGGCUCAGUGUCAAACUUAAAGAAUUGAGAGUACAUAUAAGUGCAGUUUGUAUCGUUAUAACAUGUUGAUGUUGACCUAGAGGCAUGGAAAGUUCCACAACCUGUGCUGUUAGUCGCUGGCAUAGACAGAUGGUCAUAGAAAGAUGUGGAUCGCAUAUUUUUUGUGUUUCCUGUUGCAUCACACGUCAUCUUUUAAACUGUCAAGGAACUACUGCUGUGGUGUAAAACCUAUGCCUCUAAAAAGCUGUUGUAGAAAAUGAUAUGGUGUUUGAUACUAUGUUUUAUGGUGUAAAAUAAAUUACUACCAGUUCAGUUGAAGUUAAACAUUUUCAGUCAUUUUAUUUAUCCCACACUAAUGGUAUUUAUACUUCUGUUUAAUGCUCCGGAUGAUUGUGUCUUUAUUGUGCUGCUCAUCAUAUGUUCUACUGUCAGGAUGAAGAAGAAAAGGCGAGGUGAAUAUGCAACAGAUGAAAACAGCAGCACACAUACUAAGCCUAACGAGGAUGUAACGUAUGCCUCUAUUGACCACGGCACUGCCAAAGGAUCAAGUAGAAUUAGAGACACCGCUGAUGAUGACUGUGACUAUGCAACAGUUCAUGUCCCAGAAGCACUUCAACCCGAACCGCAGUCUGAGUGCUCAUCUAAAGACGAAGGUGCAGACGAUUAUGUGCUCAUGGGAUGAACAGAAACAAGGGGAAGUUCAUUUGGAUUAUUGCAAGAUGCAGGACUUGUAGAUAUGUAAAACAGGAGAAAGUGUCUCUUAAUCAAAUCUUGAUCUUCAAUGAAGAAACGUGACGAAAGAGACAUCCACAGUCAACAGCAGUUGGUUGCAGGAAACGUCAAUCCCCAACACGUUUUGAUCAGCUAUUGAGAAAACUGUUGUGUUCCUUCCUCAAGAACACAAACUUGCAUCGCAUUUGUCAAACACAUGUCAAGCUUUUAUAUUAUAGCAUAAAAUAAUUGUCAACAAA
Messenger RNA from Anoplopoma fimbria (sablefish), 1208 nucleotides. RefSeq lists its product as uncharacterized. The coding region runs from base 593 to 919 and encodes 108 amino acids. NCBI's taxonomy places the organism in Eukaryota, Metazoa, Chordata, Actinopteri, Perciformes, Anoplopomatidae. The record is from RefSeq and is a predicted model, not a curated record. The transcript is spliced from 3 exons.